Paramecium octaurelia is the source of this 1676-nucleotide messenger RNA. Lineage: Eukaryota; Ciliophora; Oligohymenophorea; Peniculida; Parameciidae. The record is from the annotation of a GenBank genome assembly.
UAAAGUCGCCUAUUUGAAUUCUAUUAUCUGAGCUAGCACUCAAGUAAUCUUCGCAAUCAUUCAUUUGAGAAGUAAGAAUAGUGUUGCCAACUAGUUAGAAAGAGAGAUUCAUAAAUAGAAAUCUAUCACAUUUAAGUCUUAGCACACAUGGUGAUGACAUCUUUAAAGGAGAAACUCAAGUCAGAACCCCUAGAUAAACAGGAUAUGAUUUAAAAGAAGAAAUUGUUACAAUUUGAAAUCUCGUUUAUAAGCAAAGUAACUGAAUAUAAUAUAUCAAGCGUUUAAUUUAAACAGUGGUAUGCACAUCUCAUAGUUAAACAAAAAACUAAAAGUAUAAAUUUAUCACUAGUACAUUUUUAGUAAUUCUCAUAAGAUGAAUCAUACUCUUAAAGAUAAAAGGAAGGCUGCCGCAGGUGCUUUUCUAUCUGGCUAGCCAGUCUUGCUGUUUUGUCCGGCAUUCAUUCAAAGCCUACCAAGUGUGAAUGUUUUUACAAUUCCUUUUUAAUAGAAUAUUGCCAAGUUUUAGUUUUAUGAUUAAGACUAAAAGAUGCAAGAGUAGGCAUUAAUAUAACCUCUCUAAUUUAAGAAUUAAUAUAGGUAGAGAUGUUCUGCUGCAAUUACAGAAAUUAAGCUGGGUAAAAUAAUUGGCAUCAAAAUAACAAUGUCUAUAAUGGAGCAUUUACUUUUGAAUAAUAAGAGUACAGAGUAAUCAUAAACAGUGAUGAGAUCACUAGAUGUAUUUUGUACAAGAAAAAUUUGGUUCCAGAUAUAGUUCUCGCACCAAUAUCAAUAUUGCGAUAAAGAUAUUAUUAAUAUUUAUAGGGAUAGUUAUAUACUGAUAUAAAAGAGUCUCAAUAUUAUGAGAUCCAGUAACAAAAAUAAUGAUGUGAGUCGAAGAGGACUUUUGGAAUUGUUUAGAAAAAAUUUUACUAAACUUUAAGGAUUAACAAUAUGUCAUAAGCACUCUCUGGAGUACAUCCUUUUUUAGAGAAAUUUUCCUCUAAACUUUUGGGAUAUUUACUUCUUAUAAUGUUGUAAGUUUUUCGUGUAUACUAGAAAAUUAAAGAGUUGUAUUUCCUCUUUCGCUUGCCUGUAAUUAACUUUCAUUAGAAAAACAAUCAUAUUGUACCAUCAAUUUAAACUAUAGCACAGAUUGUCUCUCCAAACAAUUUUGUAUUUUCUCUUAAAGUUGUAAAGAAUUUGUUAAAAGUACUGAUAGUGUUCUUGACGCAUCAUUAGAAUUGACAUCAGCGUCUGUACAUUUGAUUCUACUUAUCAUCAUGAUCGCACUUGUAUAAAUUGCACAUAUAUCUAAGAAUUCUAACCUUUAAUUCUUCAUGCUUGAGCAUAUAUAUUUAAACUUUGCUGGCUGCUGUAUUGCAAAACUUUCCCAAUAAAAGUGCUGCCCCAUCUGCUUUUUCUAGCCUUUUUGUUUACAACCAUUACUAAUGCUAUAUAUUUAUGAUGAAAAUUUUGGACAUUUAGUUCAUUGUAUUCAACUCUAAGUCUUCAUAAAGAAAAAUCAAAAAAAAAUUUCUACUGCUAUCAAAACAAAGCACUAUCAAAAGUGCUUAACCAUAAUCUCAUUGUAUAUCCGACUUGUCUUAAUAUAUAUAUAACGCUGUUUGUGUUUACUUUGUAGGUACAUUAAAAUAUGAUUUGUAACCAGCAACAUC